Drosophila erecta is the source of this 4824-nucleotide messenger RNA. RefSeq lists its product as uncharacterized. The record is from RefSeq and is a predicted model, not a curated record. Gene Ontology annotation, molecular function: protein binding. Bases 1 to 4824 code for a protein of 1607 amino acids. The transcript has 5 exons. Lineage: Eukaryota; Metazoa; Arthropoda; Insecta; Diptera; Drosophilidae.
AUGGAAAACAACGGAACCCCAUUAAUGUCCUUAUUGGAUGGCACAUUUCUGGACGCUUACAAUCGUUCGACAGAUAGUCGUGAAGGCGGGAUUAAUUCUUAUCCGUGGAGAAGUGCUGAAGCUGGGAAUAGGUCUUAUAAAGAACGCACUAGAUUUAGUAAAAUGUUAAGCAGAACCCGUCAAAAGGUGAUACGUGGAACAUAUUCCGAAGAGGCGGAGACGAAAAGAAUUGAGAGUUUAUGGGAUCCCGUUCUCAAUCAAAGCUACGACUUUUCCAGCUUUGAGCAAAAUAGUACGACUGCCAAAACAGUUCCCACUACAACAAGUGAAAAGUUUGGUCUGGAAAAUACAGAACGCAUACAUGAGAAUAUGUCAGAGCAAGAGCGAAGUGAGAAUUCAACUCAUCUCGAUUAUAAUGGAGAUAAUUCAUUGAGUUCAGUCAUCACCGAAAAGAGUUAUGAAUACGAAAACCUGACGGAUGAAACCGAAGGAAUCACCUCCCAAAUCCCAAAUAUGUCAACCAGCUUUGAGGAUUUCCCGCUAGUUGAUGAGUAUCGGUUUCCCAACUAUAAUCAAAGCUCAGCCUGCAUAAAUUACAACUCUACAGAGUUUCAAAAUCAAACUGUCAAUGGUUAUAAUUUUACGACGCAUUGCCUUGUACCAGUUAAUGGUACCCAAAGUUCUGUAAAAAACCAACUAUUGCGUGACAGUAUCAUUGGGCGAAACUUUAGAACCGAAAUGCAGAGCCAGAAAUUUCUAUUAAAGGUGUACCUAUUCAUGAGCCCCAAUCCAGUUUAUGGACAAAAGUAUUCAAUUUUCACCACUAUGCCGAGCCUGGAAACGACGAACUUUGUGCUCAACAUCACUGUAGAUACCAAUGAUUACUUAAUUGAUGACGUUCAUACGGAAAUCAAAUCCUCGACUUGGAGAUACACCAAGAAUCUUCGGAAGCUAUUGCGAAAAUGGGGCUUAAUAAGUAAUCGAAUUUCCUACAAUGGUUGUUAUUACCAUCGAAGUUCGGCUCGAUUCUACAAUACGAAACAUAAAUACAUCAUUGCUACAGUAAGUGCAUUGAAGGACAGACGAAAACUAUUGGCACGAAUGGUGCAUUUUAAAAUUAAAGUACACAAACCGUCAAAAGUGGCAUGCCUACCCGCUUUGGAGUUGGAAUUUUGCAAGAAUCCCCAAAAGCCAGUUUUUUUCGCACCCAUAGGUCAUCUAGAAUUUUUCGCGACAAUUAGUGGCACAUGCUCCAAUGUGGAGUAUGACGAAAUCGAAUGGCAAUUUCGUGAUAUCACAGAGAAAAAAAUUAUAGCCCGUUUAGAACGCUCCACUGGACUUGUGGUGAAGAUACUGCCCUACAAGGUACAUAUCCUACAUGAUCCGGACAGGAAAAAAGUCUUUAUAUUGCGAGGUGAAGCUGUGAUAAACGGCAUAACUACAGUAGCUCGUUGCUAUAUGAAGUUCAGAGCCACCCCAAUCGAACCCCAUAUCAAGGGCAAUGAGCGACGUGUGGUCGACGUCCGAAAACCAGUUUUUAUUGACGGGUCCAACUCCAAGGACAGGUUGGCGAAAAUAGAAUCUAUGAACUCCAAGCGCUUCUUGUGGUCUUGUAUCAGUAUAGACGAUCCAUUGAACAAAUAUUGCAGAACGAGUAUGUCCGAGAGCCCCAAGAUAAGAUUGCCCCCCAAUGCUCUUAAGGUGCAUGCCGUUUACGACUUCAGUUUGACCGUCAUUUCGCGCUCCGAUCCGCGGAAUCAAAUGACCACAUACCAACUAAUAACGGGCAGCGCCAAAACAUCCUUCACGCCCCAAAUCCUUUGCCGUCGAAAUUGCGAUCUAGGUGUUUAUGCCCCGUUGGACAGCGUGCAUCUGAUCCCAAAAUGCGAUGACUGCCCGGGUAAGGUUAAGCGGUAUGAGUGGUGGUUGUUGGAUUCAGAUUCGGAGCCCUAUCUGGAAUCAACCUAUAAAUACCUGAUUCUCCACACUGAACAAGUCCGUGUUCAGAUCCGUCUGAGAGUGUGGCUAAAAGGCAGAAAGCACGCGGAUGCAUAUUACACGCUCCGCCGGAACAACGGACCUCAAAAGGGCAAUUGCACAAUCCAUCCUGCUUUGGGCGUCGAGAGCUUGUCAAUGUUCGAGAUCAAUUGCCAGGGAUUUGAAUCGCUUUUCCAUCCAAUAACCUAUCGCUACAUGGUGCCAUAUGCAGUUGUGGCCUCUAAUGUGCCAUAUACGAGAAUAAAGCUCACCCUACCCGCCACCGAAUACAUCAUGAUUUCUGUUUGUGAUGCCAUUGACAUGUGCGUCGAAAGAGUGGUAAAUGUGAGAGUAUUGGAGAUGGAUGCGAAAAUACAAAAAGGAGUAGAAGAGGUGAUGGCGAAGGUGCCGCAUUUCUUGCAGCGGGGUCAUUGGAAUAGAGCCUAUAUCGCGGGAUUAGCUGCCAACGCCUACCUAGACGUGUCAGUCGAUGGCCAUGAAAUCUACUCGUAUCUGCAGGACUUGGUCCUUACAACGGGCUCGCAGUUGGAGCAAAUUACCUCAUUGAUCGCUAUCAUGCUGGUUCAGCUGUAUCCAAUCGACUUUCGUGGAGCCAUGGUCAUGGCGCAUAUGUUUGAGCUGUUGGGCGACACCUUCACGGAGGUCGUUCCGGAGCACGAAUGGCUACAUCGACAUGGCUACUUCUCGUUGUCGGCCAUCCAUAUGUUCUUUAUGUCCCUUCUAGGGCAAAAAACGCAAAGCCAUUCAAACGCCAUGUGUAGUCUAUAUAAUCCCGCUUGCUUGAAUUUGCAGAGAAUCGAUUUGGAGAAGCCCUUCGUCAUUAAGUUUGAUACAAUCAUUUUGGAGCGCAUCAAUAGCUGGCUGAUGAGCACAUGGUUCCUGUACAGGUGCAUUUUCUAUCUCGGUGUCAUUGCCACUCAGAGACAUCAUCCCUAUGAUAACGCCAUGACCAUCUACAGGAGCGGCAUUGCGUACCAGGUUAAUGUGACCGAGGUGACUGCGAGCGCCAAGGAAAUCAAGCUGAAGACAAUAGACCAAAUACACGUCAUCAAAAUAUCGACAAAGCUGCUCCACGAACUAAAGCGUAAACUGAACCACAGCUCCAUUCUGCUCCAGGUCAUAUCGCAGCAGAACUUUAACAACAUCUACUGGUGGUAUCCAGACCCAUUGCCCUCGAAGACCAGUGUGCUUAUCGUCCACGCUUACAGUCCCGUUCAGUACUUUAAGUCCGCCAAUGAAUUGCUUUUGAUUAACCCUUUAGUGUACAAGACGAAUAUAACGCAGUUCAACGACCAGUCCCUCAAUCAGUACAUGACCAACAAUACCAUCCAGAACAGUACGGAAGUUCACAUCUACACUGUGAUGCUAAACCACAAGGCCAUGUUGGCCGUGCGAAUUGUGAGUUGUUCGGAGCUAAUGUACGUCAAGAUGCGGCUGCACAGAUGGCCAACGCUGAAGCAGAUACGCCAGCAGGCUUGUCGAAUAACCCCCGAAAUGGAGGGCAAACGCAUUUGGAUGGCCAACUCCUGUGACCGGAGCCCGGCAUACGUGGCCAUUCACAAGCCGGGUGAAAUCCGAUAUAAGUCCGAGGAGGAGGAUCGGCUAAAGUCGCGUGGCAAGCGGAAGGGAAACAAAACGUACACACCACCAGAGCUGAGACAAACGGAGGACGUUGGCUAUGAUAAUGAGGAGAUCGUCCACAAGUCGAAAUAUCUGAACUACUCGAUACUUUUGGAAAUAUACCAGUGCAACAUCUGGAAGAACCGUUCGCUGGAUCCCGGCUGGAGCGAGGAACAUUGCGAGACCUCCUUUGAGCACAGUCGCGGAUCAUCUGUGCAGUGCACUUGCUAUACGCUGGGAGCCCUAUCAUCUCGAAUUUUUCCAAUCUCAACGGUAUUGUUUAUAGAGCACAUACCCGUGCCCAUAUUUUCGUUCAACAUGACCAUACCGGCAUUUCUCGUCCUGCUCGCCCUGUUGCUCAUCUUCAAGUGCCUCUUGCAUCUCAACAUUAUUUCCGCCUACAUGAGGGAUCCGGAAUUUCUGCAAUGCGGCAUGCCAUUGGGAAAGCAGAAUCCAUCGUUCAAGGAUGACACGGAGAUCAUGGUCGUGAUUGUGACUGGUGGUCAGGAGUUCGCCGGCACUACAUCGAACAUCAAGUUUUACCUUAAGUCGCCGCAUCGUCAGCAGACAUCGUAUCAAAUCACACAGGAUCCCGGACAUCCGCAAUUGGUAAGGAACAGCACCAUUAAGAUAGCGGUUCCACGCGGCGACAUCUACAUACCAACCCGUUUGGCCCUGCGUCUCGUGCCCAAUGGUCGCUUUCCAUCCUGGUACUGUCGCUCCAUAACAGUGGUGGACCUGAAGUUCAAGGUUGAGCAAUUGUUCAUCGUAGAGAGCUGGAUUGAGCGGAAGAGUCACAUGCAGUUCAUGCGAUCCAAGUACUUCACACACGGCAGCUACCGCAGAUACCCCAAAUACACGUGGUGCAAGAGGUUCCGCACCCGAGCAGAGCAACUCUACAUCAGCUGGUUUCUGAUCAAUGCGAUUACAGGUCCUUCGCAAAGUAGGGCUGGGGGCAUCAUCAUAAGUCGGUUCGAACGCACCUGUGUGUGGAUCUGCAAGACUGCGAUUACUUUGUUGGUGGUGGUCUUGUACUUCGGAAAGCACACGGUGGAGUCCAUUCAGGAGGAGACCAGGCAAAACAUCGAUAAUGGCAUCCGUGUUCACGUGGUCGCUGCCCUGGGUUUCUACGCUUUUUUAAUUGGUUUAGUUGUGCACGUCCUGUUUGAAGUCGUCAUUUUACGUUGGCUUUGGCCACAAACGUAA